Nasonia vitripennis (jewel wasp) is the source of this 1299-nucleotide messenger RNA. Its product is annotated as trypsin-1-like. Gene Ontology annotation, molecular function: serine-type endopeptidase activity. The record is from RefSeq and is a predicted model, not a curated record. Bases 342 to 1262 code for a protein of 306 amino acids. The transcript has 5 exons. Gene Ontology annotation, biological process: proteolysis. NCBI's taxonomy places the organism in Eukaryota, Metazoa, Arthropoda, Insecta, Hymenoptera, Pteromalidae.
GAAUAACUCAUUAUAGCGUUUCGCCGAAGUAUAGCAGUAUAGCGAGAGGACGAAAAAACUGCGCCGGCCUCACGUGCGCGUCGCUGUGAACAUGUACAGAUUAUGGCUCCGAUUUCGUAGCGGCAUAAACAAUCAGUCAUCGCUCGCAGUUAUAGCGAGAUUAUCGAUCGCGAUCGAAAAAAAGGGAGCGUGUGUGGGCACUGCAAAGAUUGACGACGGGAAAAGAGCGAGCAUCGAGCGAUAAGAUUGUAGUUUGAAUCGAUAGCGAAUGUCGGGAUGAAAAAGUUCUUCCUAGUGCAGCGCAUGGGCGGAGAUUGCAGCGCGAAAGCUAGUCCGUAUAAAUGAGCGAGCGGACUUUUUAUUGCCAAUCGCUGUCGCAAUGUCGCACGUUCGAGUACUGCUCGUUGCUUUCUGCAUCGGGACGUGUUUGGGCUUCGCACCGGACAAACCGAAUAGUCGGCGGCAAGGAAGUCAACAUCGAGGAACAUGCUUAUCAACUGACUUUCCAGCAGUCGGGCAGACACCUUUGCGGCGCGUCGAUCAUUAGCAGAAAGUGGGCCGUCACCGCGGGACACUGCGUUGGUGGCAGAGCGUCGACUUACAGAGUCGGGGCUGGCAGUAGUCACAGGUACAACGGUACCUUCCACAACGUCUCGGAAAUCGUAAGGCAUCCCGAGUACGAUUUCGCGGCGAUCGACUACGACAUCGCCCUUAUUAAGAUCGAUGACGAGUUCUCUUACGGAUCGUCUGUGCGGCCAAUCCAAUUACCGGAGCGAGAUUUGCAAGGCGGAGAAGUAGUCAAUAUAACCGGCUGGGGUGCUGUUCAGCAACUUCGUGCAAGUAAGAACGUCGAAACGGUUGCAGCAAGGCAGCGCGAGCACGAACGAUCUGAUGGCGACGUCGGUGCCGAUAGUCGAUCAUCUCGUCUGCAGCAAGGCCUACAAAUCGGUCAGGCCCAUAACCGAUCGCAUGAUCUGCGCGGGACAGCUGAAGGUCGGCGGCAAGGACUCCUGCCAGGGCGACUCGGGCGGUCCCCUCAGCGCCAACAACACCCUCUACGGCAUCGUGUCCUGGGGCUACGGUUGCGCGCAGCCCAAAUUCCCGGGCGUCUACAGCAACGUCGCCUACCUCCGGCCCUGGAUCACCAGCGUCACCGGCGUCUGAGCCUCGCUCUCGACGAUGUAAAAACGAUUUCUUCGCAAAUCGAUACAGCCCAGCUCUCGAGCUGUAUCUAUACAUAUAUACCUAUACACUGUACAUAAACUCUAAUGCGAAUACAAUGUCGGAGUGUCGAAGGAA